CUUCUUCGCAUCAGAAAUUGACAAAUAAAAAAGAAGUCAAGCAGCAAAAAACUCUGAAAAGCAAUAUGUCAAAGAAUAGGAUUUUGGUAAACAAUCAAAGAAAAUUUUAAUUUUCUUACUAUUUCCCGGCCUAAAUGGAAGUGAAAAUGCAGCACCGGACACGGGCACAUGCGUUCCAGAUACAGGUCAAAGCGCUGAUCAAAACGCUGAAAUGUCUACAGUCAGACGAUAAAUACCAGGCGCUGCUGUUUCUCAUCUCGGCCAUCAAGCUGUACGUCAAGUUCCUGUACAACGAUUGCCAGGAGCGUCUCUACAAACCAGCAAUACUCAAAGAGUUGAACAAUAUCGAAAAUGUGAUUGUGGUGAACCUGCUGAAGACGCGCAGCGCGCCAGCGUCCGGCUCGUCCCUGUCGGUCGCCACCGGCCACACGACCGUGUCCUCGUUUGGUGGCGACAUCGCGGGCAAGGCCUGUCUCGACAUCGAUACCAGCACCAGCGUCCGCUGCACGGAUCUGUCGCUCGGUAGCGAUGGUUUGUUGUUGAUGCACCCGCACCGCACCCGCGAACCGCCGCUAGCCCCCUGGGACCUUCGGGGGAAGCUACUGCGGGGCAACCUGUUCGACGGUCUACCACUGACCGGCAGCGUGCGGCUAGGACCAGAGUACAGCAGCAGAGGUGGAACGUUGCUCAAGGCGGGACAGCGAGCGGGGAGUGCAAAUCGGUGGCUGGGGAACGUGCGGAUGAAUCGUGCGCUGGUUCGUAUGAUCGCCAAUCACGAUUUUAAGCUACUGUUCAACAUGUUCGAGCAAAGCAUCUUUCCCGCGUGGAAAAUCUACAAAAACGAGCGAAUAUUUGUACGGAAACGGCCCGCCCUAACCACGGUCACAGUGCGCACCUCCCUUCCCGCCAUUUGCUACGGAAGCGGUUCGUCCCACUCGCCACCUGCCACGUACAUCAAGAAGGAGGAGUUCGACUUCGACACACCGUACUCGAUCGCAGACGAUCACUGCUUCGAGGAGAUCAAGGACGAGGACGACGAGGACCUUCUGCUGAUGAAGGAAGACGACUCGAUAGACAAUUCGAACGAAAUCUUCUCGGAGGAGGAAUCGUCCACCAACAACACCUCGCUGAUGCUGUCGUCCGACACCAACACGCUGGACACGAACGAUUCCAGCAUGGUUUCGCACGAGCGCAACAAGGAACAGGUGUACCAGUGCUUACUUUGUGAUAAAAGCUAUAGGAAACGCAAAUCUCUUGUCAUCCACUUCAGCCACCAUCCGGGAUUUUGUCCCGAUUGUGGCAAACAGCGAGGAGUAACCUCAGAGGAAAUCGUUGAACACAAUCGAAUCUAUCACAAAAACCGGCCUCACAUAUGUGAGCACUGCGGGGAAACCUUCACGCGAAAUCAACAGUAUCAGAUACACGUCCAGGGUCAUUUUAUAAGCAAGGAUAGGGUAGCGGAGCAAAACUGUAAAAAAACUCACAAGUACAGCUGUAAAACAUGCGGUAUCGUUUUUAACAACCAGAAAUAUCUCGAAAAGCACAUCCAGAAAACCAACCACCAGGCGGAAGGUUUGGUGUGCGACAUUUGUGGUGCAAUAUUUUGUAACAGUAUCAAGCUCAGCCAGCACGUCAGCCGCACCCAUCACAACGUAUUUACUCAGAAAGCUACAUUAGAGAGAAGUUUGCUCCUGCAGGGAACGAGUGUUACGGACAAAGCCUUCACCUGUGAGCAGUGCGGAGCCUCCUUUCUGUCGCAGCCCUCCCUACGGGAGCACAUCAAACUAUCACAUUCCGUUCCGGAAAACAAAUUCGAGUGCAAUAUCUGCAACAAGCUGUUCGCCGCCAAACGGUCUCUCAAACGCCAUAAACUUUGCCAUUCGGAUGAGCGCGCCUUCCGCUGUACGGUGGAAAACUGCAAGGAAUCGUACAAAAACCAAUCGCACCUUGCCCGCCACAUGAAGACCGCCCAUCACAUCGAUCCGCCGUCGAAGCGACUGCAGAAAGCGAAAGCGGCUGCGGCGGCGGCGGCGGCAGCCGCAGCUGGGGCGGGCACAAGCACGGCCACUGCCUCAUCGGCCGAUCCCAGCUCGGCCAGCACGGACUUCAUCACGCACGGUGACGUUGCGACGAUGGGCGGCGGCUCGUGCGAUUCGCUGAAGGGUAUGGGCAGCAGCACGUUGAAAAAAUCGCUCGGAAGCAGCGAAAAGUCGCUCGGCGACAGUAGCACCAACUUUAGCGACAAUUUGUCGUCGUUUAAUUACGAGUUUUCUGACACGACCGCAGGAACGUCGACGCCGGCGCUGGCAGCAGCGAUGGGUACGACGGGCAGUGACGGUAGCGUGCCGGGCGCGCUUACCCCUAGCAGUAGCGCCCUGGCGGGCCAGCGCCCAUCCGCCCUAACCUGCUCCGUUACGGGCAUACAGCAAAGCAGCGGUACGUUCAACGACCCUGCCAUCAGCUUUGGUACGAACAAACAGCAGCAAUCGCUGCAGCUGCAACAACAGCAGCAACAACAGCAGCAGCAACAACAGCAGCAACAACAGCAGCAACAACAGCAACAACAGCAACAGCAACAACAGCAGCAACAACAACAGCAACAACAACAGCAACAACAGCUACAGCUACAACAGCAACAGCUACAACAUCAACAACAACCACAACACCUCGGGGGUGGGUGGCAGAAUCUCGAGUUUGGUGCAGGGACAGCGACGGCACACCGAUCGGCAGCACUUCCCGGUAGUGUCGUUGGUGGUAUGCAACCGUUACAGGAUCCACUGGCGGCCACGACGGGUAGCUUUAUGGACGGUGGACACCAUCACCUGCAGAAUCAUCAGAACCUUCAACACCCCACAGCACACCAUCACGGGCUUGGACCAAUGGCAAAUCCGAUGGCCAGCACAGCGGGCAGCUUUAUGGGCAGUGGCAGCUUAGCGGGCGGCACGAGGCGUUUCCCUCUGCCGGAGGGUAACUUUAUGUGUGAGCACUGCGAUGAAACCAACUUCAUAAAUGCACAACAGUACCAUCUUCAUGUGCAGGACCAUUUUGCGGCCAAGGAUGGUAAAGAUCACCCGAGCAAAAAGCUGCUGCGGUUAAAUUGUAAAACAUGCAAUCUGGUGUUCGCUACGGGAGCGCAGCUCGAUCGGCACAUUCACAAAACAAACCAUCACACCGAAAGCAUAGCGUGUGAAAUAUGUAGUGCAAUAUUCAACUCCAACCUAAAAGUUUACCAGCACAUGCUGAAGUGUCACAAGAAUGACGUUUGGUUUGCUUGUGAACAGUGCUCGAAGGUUUUCAUAUUGAAACAGGACUACGACAAGCAUCAGCUGGUGCACCAGACGGUGACGGAUCGGUCCAUCAUCUGUGAGCACUGCGCCUCGUCCUUCCUCACGCAGGAAGCACUAAAGGAACAUAUCAAAAUAGCCCAUUCGAUGGACAAAAAAUACAAAUGUAACAUUUGCAACAAGCUCUUUGCUGCCCGUCGAUCGCUCAAACGCCAUAAACUGUGCCACGAAGAGGAGGCCGCUUUCCGAUGCCCGAUCGAUGGUUGCAAGGAAGCAUUCCGGACGGCGGCAAACCUGGCGAAGCACAAAAAGAUGGCACACCCGGCCGGGCUGUCGACGGUUCCCGUACCUGUAGGCAAUGUUUUAGCCCACGAGCCAAUGGCGGAUAAGGUCGUUGCCGGUAUCGGUAUGCCUGGCGGAGUCAAGCUGCUGCCGGGCACAAUGGCGUCAGGAACGUCCAAUGCUCCGGGUGGCUCCGGUGCGCUGAAAGGCAUGGAGAAAGCAAUGCACCAUCCGGAUCCACUGCCGGGUGUGACAAUGCCGGCGGGAGGGCAGCCGAAUGUGAUGGGCCAGAUGGGCGGCUCGAACCCGAUGAUGGCGAUGGGAAAUCCUGCAGCUGGGCUGAAAACAGACGGUCGAUCAUCCGCUGGCGGUAUGAUGGUGGUGCCUCCGUCGAGAACGAGCAGCGCCGGCAGCAGCACAGGAAUGAGUGGUAUUAACAAUGGUAGCGGUGGUGCUAAUAUACCUUACAAUCCUUACGAUGCUAGUGGAUUGAACUACAACAGUGUGCUGGGACCGCCUGGUGCGGGUGUCGUCGCUUCCAGCGGCCCUCAUCAUCCUCAUCAUCAUCACCAUCAGCAUCAUCUCCAACAACAGCAACAGCAACAGCAGCAACAGCAACAGCAACAGCAACAGCCUACACAGCAACAAUCACAAGCUCAGCUAGUGCAACAUCAUUCACAAGCCCAUGCUCACCACCAUGCCGCUCAAGCUCAGUUUAUCGGAAUGGGCAAUCCGGGCAGUUCUGCGGGGCUUCACUACAGUGGCCGCUCCGGCGCCACGGCAUCGGCAGCUAACCCCGAACAACAGUCGGUGUCUAUGGCAUACCGAAUGGGCGACACAGCAGUGCCAGGAACCAGCGGAACGGCAAGCGGCAACGCAACCAACAUUCCCUACGGCUAUGGCCAGAUGAAUAAUGCGUUCGAUUGGCAGAGCAUGGAGAUGGGAACUCCGACCAAUGCUGAACCAGGCCUAAUAAGUGGGUCGGCAGGACAACCGCAGGCGGCAUCUGGUAGCGGGACGAUGAAAAGUGCUACCGCCAACAAAUACUACAACGCAAUGCAUGAACCUGGUUCGGCCGGAAGUCCAGGAGUGGGUGGUGGUAACACAACGGCUGGCUUCCUUUCACCCCAACAACUGCAGCACCAAUCUCCCCAUCAUGCACAGCAGCAUCUACAACAUCAGCAUGCACAACAGUCACAGCUUCAACAGCAACAGCAGCAGCAACAUCUUCCUCAUCAUUCUCACCAUGCGCAGGUUGCUGGGCUGCAAAAUAAAUCUGUGCAAGAACAACACACCCAUCAGCAGCAGCAGCAGCAGCAGCAGCAGCAACAGCACAUGAUGAAUAUGAACAGCCAAGAAAUGAUGGGAUAUCAGGACAUGUGGAAUGCGAACAUGAUGAAGAUGGAAUUCCAAGACGAAGGAAGCGGUGCAAAUACGGGCAGCACUGUUGGUGCUUACAACAGUCUAGGGAACAUUUUAAACAAUCUAGAAAUGAUGGGCAGUAGCAACAGUAGCUUCGAACAACAGCAGACGCAGCAACAGCAGUCACAACAGCAGCAGCAAGGCUAUGAAAUGGUUUCCACACCACGUACCAGUUCCGAUACUCAUCCACAAUCGAGAGGGCAGUCUGCCCAAUCGCCUGCGUUAACGUCACAGCAAGUACAACAUCAUCAGCACCAUCAACAGCAACAGCAGCAGCAGCACCAACAACAGCUACAUCAGCAACAGCAGCAGCCGCAUGCGAAAGGAACCCAUUUUCACAAACAGCAACAUCCAUCGCACAGUCACGCGCAGAUGCUGCCGGGCGUAGAGCCAGGCCAAAUGGUGAACCAGCACCAUCAUCAGCAACACCAGCAGCAACAGCAGCAGCAGCAGCAAUAUUUUUCAGAUCAUCACGGGGCACAUCAGCAGGUACCACAUUCUCAUCAUACCGGUACGAUGGGCCAUUCGAUGGGAAUCCCUCAUGGCCAUGGUCAGAUGCAGCAUAGCCAUGGACAUUCGGCACAGCAAACUCCCAGUCCGCAUCAUCCUCAUCAUCAGCACCACUUGCAGCAGCAGCAGCAGCAGCAAAUGCAACAACAGUACAACGCCCAUCUACCACAUCAUCCCCAGAUGAUGCAACAUCAUCCACACGCACCCGGACCACCCGGGCAAGUGCCCAGUGGAAGCGGUGGUGGUGGUGGUGGUGGUGGUGGUAGCAGUUUGUCUGGCGGUGGUCCCACUCAUAUGGCACAUCACAAUCCAGCACAUGCUGGCGUACCCGGCCAGCAGCAGCAGCAACAACAACCUCCCCAACAGCCCGGUAUGAGUUUUAAUCCCUCCCAGAACGCAGCCGAUCAUGCCAAUGCUGGUGCAAAUCCUUCUGCGUUGCCCACGGAUAUCGCGAAAACGCCGAACAAUCUACCCUUUGUCGACAGUUUCACGGAAUCAAUCGACUAUCUGCAACAGUCCUUUCAGUACGUGUAAUAGCGAACGUAGCUUUUUCUUCUCUUCUUCCUAAUCGUCGUGUCCGUCUACCUAUACACAUUACAGUGCUAAGCCGACCUUUAGCACGUUCGUACGUUUGCUCAUUUAGUCAAAUUGUAAACUGCAAACAUUCCCAUUUUAUAUUGCACCCAAAACGUUCCGGUGUGUUGUACCUUGUUAACUAUAACGAUAAUGCUUUAUAGGUCGACCGUUCGUCGCGUCAUCAUCUAAUGAAUGAUCGUGACGAUCGUCCAUGUUUGGUAUCGUUACAUUACAUUAAGUGUGUACCGUACAGAGGAGGCUACCAUCGAACUUUAUUCAUUCUUUUCGCUCGACUAAUGCUCGCCCAACGGCGUACAAUUCGGUCGGUGUGCACAUUUAAGUGCUGUCAUCAGAAACGAUAUUACAUUUGGCAUGUACCGAAUACGACGAAAGGCGACAAUUUGGACAAAAAGAACAAAGUGCUGGGAAAUGUGGUAAACAAACAUUAAUCUAAAACUGCAAACUGCAAAUUACAAACUUUAGCUUAAUUUUUAGCACCUACUGCACCACUAGUGAUGUGUUCUUUUUAAUCAGGAACAGAAUUAGUUUUUUUUUUUUGCUAUGAAACGGUCUCUCGACGAAAACACCUUAUUUUAGAUUUUAUUUAAAUCUCGAUGCGUUGAGUAAAAAAAACGGAACAACUCUAUCAGGUGCAAAACUGGCUCCCUUGACAUAAAAAACACACACACACACUCACUCGGUAAACGUGUAGAACACGUUUGCUUUAGCCAUGAGAGCGAGCUCUUAGGAAAGGAUAGGAGGAAUAAUCGGGACAACCGAAAAAGGGCUUUUAGCUGAGCGCGCAUGUGGCUCAGCGCAAACAAAUGCUGGCGCCAGCUUUAUACGCAAUACUGCGCGUAUCGCACACAGCGGUACAUGUGAAAAUAGACGCAUUGUUUUAAGUAGUUGUAAGUUUUGGGGGUAUCAAAUCAAAAACAGUGGCCGGCAAAAAAUACUGCUAACUCUCCGGCCGCACUCUGUAGCGUAAGCAGGAAGGAAGGAAGGAAGGAAAGCAUGAACAAUAUGAUUGCGAAUAGCUGACAAAUGUAGGUGCGCGUAGACUCUUACUACUAGACUCUUACUAAAAGAGCUGUAAAGUGGAUAAAAUUUAAAUCUAAAAAAGAAAAAGACCGAGCUGUAUCAGGGUUAGGGUGCAAAUUAGCUGAGCUGAUCGUAUAAACACACUUCACAUUUAUUAGUCCAGGAUUAGUUGUUGUUUUUAGGUAUUUUGUUUUACGAAGGGAUUGUUGCACUCAAAUGCAGAACCAUUAGUAUAUUUUUGUUUUAUUUUAUCUAUUGUUUUUUUUUGUGUGGCACAGGCCACCAUUUUAAGUCGUAGAGAUGCUUAUGCAACUCACAAUUGUAAAUAGUCUUUCGUAUGUGUUGCGUAGCUUUUAUCUAGCCCGGUUCUGCAAGCGGAAGUAAAGUACAUUCUGCUUUUGUUUCGACUUGAAAUUGACUGUUUUUUUUUUAAUCUGAAACUCUUUCGCGUGUAAAAUAUGUUUCGUUCGUUUCGUUUCUUCCCUCUAUUUGAAAAAAAGGCAAUACACGAGCUAAAGCGACCACCACAAUAAGCAAACAGUUUAGCAGAGAUACACGGUAGCGUUUAAAUGUAUAAGCAUGUAAAUUGUACAUCCUGUAAAGCAACGAUGUAGCGACACAACAACAACCAUACCUUCUGUACCGUAUCCGUAAAAUAUUGACCAACAAACACUAGAAAUAUUGUGUUUUGUUUGUCCUUCCAGCACACGGCAUGAUGAUCUCCGCAAAACCCUGCAUUUGCGUUAGUUAGGUGCAGUUUGCUUACACACACUGCUGAUACUCCUGCUGAACGACAAUGUGCAGGAUAUAAGGAUAGUUCUCAUUGUUUUGGGUAUGCUCUAUCACAACACAAACCACAAAGAAAGCAGAAGCAAACAUAAUUAAUGCUUUAAAAGCGGUCGGGAAACUGGCACGAGUACAGCAGAAAAACGCCGAAAUAAUUGAAUGAAACAAAAGUAAAACACAUUGUGUGUACAAAACGAAGCGAAAAGGAAGAUUAUAAAUUCAGCAUUGAAGCUAACAAAUGGUUGCAAGUACUGCAAACCAAAAAGACAAAACAGCUAUACACACAAGAGCAAGGAUAGUAAUGAAGUAAAAAAAAAACACCACACUACUUGUAAAUUACAGCAGAUAAGAGAAAAGUGGAGAGUUUGUUUGUAAAAAAAGAAACAGAAGAAUUAAGCAGACGACAAACCCCCUCUUUUCGUUUUAAAUUCAAUCGCAAAGAGUACUAAACACGAUUCACACACUCUAAACUAAGCAGCAGAAACCGUACUGGAAGAAUGCCAUUUUGAAAUCAAGAAUUCAAGCCUGUCUCUGCCACCUCCGUUGUCAUGGUUAUGCGUGGCUGCUCAUUUCCUGACCGUUAGCAGGUGUUGAUGGAAGACGACCAGCGAACACGAAACUCUCAUACUCCAAUACUCUCUCAUUCAUUCAGAUUACACGGUAUCUAUUUUAUUACAAAGCAAUGUAAGCGAAGCAAAGGACGACGUUUAGCAUCUAUCUCAGCUCAUCAAAAACACACAAACAAAAAAAUAAUACAAUAAAUAGAAUUAUAUACAUGCAUAGAUAUUACCGACAAAGACAGCUAGCUCUGGCACCGACAAUUUUUCCAGCAAGCCUGGAGAAAGUUAAUGAACGAAAAAUAUUAUACAUACAGCCACAGAGUCGGAAGGUGGAAGGACGUGUAGACGUGUCGGAAAGCCAGAACGUGCUAGCGCAGGUUACACCGUCUCUCACACGGAAAUUACACUUAUAGAGGAUACACACUAUGGAUAAGAAAGGCAGAAAGGUGGGUGAAACGUAAGUGAAACGAUACACAAAUUAAAAUAACUAUUAAUCUAUUAUAUACACGUUUAUUAUUGAUUAUUAUUAUUAUUAUUAUUAUCAUUAUUAUUGUAACAUUAAAACUAUUAUUGCAAAUAAAUGCUAAAACCAGAAACAAUAAUUGUGAAGAAAACAAAACAAUGUAAAGACGAAUCGAAAAA
Anopheles gambiae (African malaria mosquito) is the source of this 9103-nucleotide messenger RNA. RefSeq lists its product as uncharacterized. Bases 135 to 6032 code for a protein of 1965 amino acids. The record is from RefSeq and is a predicted model, not a curated record. Gene Ontology annotation, molecular function: histone deacetylase binding; DNA-binding transcription factor activity; RNA polymerase II cis-regulatory region sequence-specific DNA binding. The transcript is spliced from 12 exons. Lineage: Eukaryota; Metazoa; Arthropoda; Insecta; Diptera; Culicidae. Gene Ontology annotation, cellular component: cytoplasm; nucleus. Gene Ontology annotation, biological process: cell fate commitment; regulation of transcription by RNA polymerase II.